Molecule: messenger RNA, 3408 nt
Organism: Lepisosteus oculatus (spotted gar)
Lineage: Eukaryota; Metazoa; Chordata; Actinopteri; Semionotiformes; Lepisosteidae
Gene: znf385d
Product: zinc finger protein 385D
Cellular component (GO): nucleus
Molecular function (GO): nucleic acid binding; zinc ion binding
Source: RefSeq, a predicted model, not a curated record
UCAGGCAGAGACUGUGUUGGGGAUAAGACAGCAUAGAGGCAACCUGGCCGUAGAGCUGUAAUGAUCAAACUGAAUCCUGAAGGGAACGUAAGUGAGCAUGUAGAAUGAAACUUCCCUAUUCUACAUGUCUACACAUGUAGAAGCUGAAGUGGAAACUCAAAACAGUGGGAUUUUUUAUUUAUGAUUAAUGAAGAACAGCAUGUAUUUCGGUAACACAUGCCAGAAUGCAGUCUUGCCUGCUUUGGUGCGAACUCCCCUGCCUGCAAUGCAGCCUUCUCUGGAUAUGAAACCAUUUCUUCCAUUUCCACUGGAUACAACGUCUGCAGUUAAUCUUUUCCCCAACUUUAGUGCGAGCGUGGUUGGAAUUUCUUCCAGGACAGAUCAGUUUCAACCCUUCGGCAACUGGAAGGCUGGGAUUGCUGGCAGUCGAUUGUGUGUGAGUAUGGACCCAAUUCAAAAAGCAGUAAUAAAUCACACGUUUGGAGUUCCUCUGCCUCCAAAAAGAAAACACAUCAUUUCAUGCAAUGUUUGCCAACUAAGGUUUAAUUCUGAGAGCCAGGCAUCGGCCCACUACAAAGGCACUAAACAUGCCAAGAAGCUCAAAGCACUGGAAGCCCCGAAAAGCAAGCAGAAAGCUGCUGCUGCCAAGGACAGCGCAAAGACUGCCUUCACCACCAUCACCACCAAUACCAUCAAUACCAGCACUGACAAAACAGAUAGCACAACAGGGACACCACUAUUGCCAUUAUCAACAACAGCCACAGGAACAGCAUUGACAAACUGCACCACGACUACAAGUACAGAAAUAACCUUUGGGGCAAGCAAGAAAGAAGGGUCACCAACUGGCAGCAAGGCCUGCCCUCCAAUGGAGACAGAGGAAGAAAAAGCUAAACGACUGCUCUAUUGCUCUCUAUGCAAGGUAGCUGUCAACUCUGCCUCACAGUUGGAAGCACAUAACAGCGGUACAAAGCACAAGACUAUGUUAGAAGCAAGAAGCGGCAGUGGAACAAUCAAAUCCUUCCCAAGGCCUGGUGUCAAAGGCAAAUCUGUUCCAGCUACCAAGGUAGUGACUGGGCUACAGAAUAAAACAUUUCACUGUGAAAUCUGUGACGUGCAUGUCAACUCAGAGACACAGCUCAAACAGCACAUUAGCAGUAGAAGACACAAAGACAGAGCUGCUGGAAAACCCCCCAAACCCAAAUACAGUCCUUAUAAUAAAUCCCAAAGAGGAACGACUGCACAAUCAGUAAAGCUUGCUUUGAGGAAGGAAAUAGGGAAGCCAUUGCCAGCCAGAAUAUUACCGAAUCACAUAGCUGCUGCUGCAGCAGCUGCAGCAGUAGCUGUUGGCUCUCCCUUCUCCUUGCGCUCCCCUGCUGGAACUCUCUUUCAGACUCAACCUCUGCCCCCAGGAUUACUACGGCCUGCCCCCGGACCCAUCCGAACACCUCACACAUCUGUUCUGUUCGCUCCAUACUGAUCCAGCUGUAGCCUGAUACAGACUCUUACAUUAUAAAGUACUGCAAUAAUUUAAAGUGAAACCAGGGAACUAUGCAGCGUUAUUUCUAUAGGAACAAAAGGCAUUAGGAGAGAUCAGAGUCUAUAUUUGUUGGGAUUUCACAAUUGUACGGGUGAUGUAGUGUUUAUCAGAAACAAUUCCUUAUUAGGUUUUAAAGAAAAAUAAGUCAUAGAUUUAGAAUGGUUAAAAUUAAUUUGUGAUUGUGCUGUCUGCACUAUUAUUUCCUGCCCCGUUGUCUUCAAUGAGUUAGGAAGCAGUACUAUGCGUGUCAUUGGGCAUUAGCUUUGCAUUGUAUUUAAGUGUAUACUUCCAUUCUGUAUUCUCAAGUAUAAGAAGAACACUGUGAACACCACGCAUAUUAUUCCUAAAGCCAAUACAGCAGUUUGCUGGGAAAUAUUUAUUGGAUCAAUGAAUACAAGAUCAACAAAAAUAGAAAUGGUAAGCAUUAGUGAGGUGCUUGUCUGUGCAAUUAGUUUAAUGUGUUAAAGAUGAUCAAAUGUAAAAUAAACAAGUCCUACUUUGUUAACAGUAAAUGAAUGAUCAAUAUCCCAUUCACCAAACAUUUCACAAAAAAAUGCCAAGCAGUGAUGGUGACAAAUACGAAUAUUAGUGGAUACAAAAUGUUCUGCAGAGACAGAAAAAAGGAAAGCAUUUGAAGUGUAGCAAUAUAUAACAAAAACAUAAUUCAGUAACAGGUCCAGAUCUGUGAAAAACUAUUUGAAUUAAUCUUAUCAGAGCUUCUUGUGGGUCUUUGUGAUAUUCUGUAUAAAGGGAGUCUGAGUAAACAAAUAACACCAAAGUUUGCUUGUUUAAUUUAUUUAAUAAACAAAGUCAUCCAAUAUCCAAUGUCCCCGUGUGAAAAAGGUAAUGCCAACUUGGCUAGUCUCUAGCCAUUUGUGGCUUUUCUAAUAUCUAUUGCUGGUUUCAGAUCCUGACACAAAUUUCCAUGGGGUUCAGGUUUGGAAUUUGACUUGGCUAUUCCAAAACAUUGAAUUUCUUCUUCUUCGUCCAUUCUCUUGUAUGUUUGGGAUUAUUGUCUUGCUGCAUGGCCCAAUUGCACUACAGCUUCAACAUGAUCUCCUCUUCAAUGGAAGUUCAUUCAGGUCUUGAGGCAUCCAUGACAAUACCAAAACCAUGUUUGGUACUGUAUUUUAUUGUUGCUCAGUGUUAUUUUUAAGUGAGGAAUGGUUUCCAUCUUGCUACUCUUCCAAGAAUCCCGUUUUUAUCUUGUACUUUUAUGAUUGCAGAGUCAUUAACAUUCACUUUAGCCACAGCAAAAGAAACCUGCAGGUACCUGAAUAUUGUUCUGGGAUUUUUUGGGACUUCCUGGAUGAUUUUACAAUGCGUUUUUGGACUGAUUUUAACAGGACAACCAAACUUUUGUUCUAAAUCUUCUCCAUUUCAAUGUCUCUGUUUGAGGAUUGGUGGUGCUCCAGAGUGUUAGAAAUGUUUUUGUUACCGCUUCCAGAGUGAUAGGCAUCAAUGACCUUUUUUCUGAGGUCUUCAGGAAUAUAUUUUGAAAUACUGUGAUGAUGAGAGCCAAUGUUUGUGAGCUCUUUAAUAGAUUAGGGUUGACCAAAAUUUGCCCUGAUUGUUUAAUGAAUUAUUCACAUGUGUCCCUAAUUCUUUAAUUGAAUUGGUUGAACUAGGGGGGCUCAAACUUUAUCACAUAGGGCUAUUGAAUGUUGGAUGAAUGUUUAUGAAACACAUAAAAUAAGCACCAAACUAUGUUUUAUUUGUUUACAAGGCUCCCUUAACAUUUCACUAGGAACCAUACGACACUGAUAAAAUUCAUUGGUGAUAAUAUCGAACAUUUCAGAACAUCUGAAAGAUGGCAAAUUCUUUUUAAUGGAACUGUAUGUUGCCUGGAUAAAACAUGUUCUUGGGAUCUA